GCACGUACGCGGAGAAAUCAGCGUACAGUUGCAAGAUGGACUGGAAAAUUGUGGCAGGAAUAUUACUAUUUGCAUCGCUGUCCCUCUGCGAAAGCAAUGUUGGGGAGACUGAACAGGACAAUCUCACGGAAGGAAACACGAGCGAGUGUGGGGCGACCAUAUAUGGCGGGUCUGGAACCAUCUCUUCGCCGGGUUUUCCCCUGACGUACCCGAACAAGAAGUAUUGCGGCUGGACCAUCAGGGCCCCUCCCGGCAGGUUCAUCGAAGCGACAAUUGGGAGCCUGGCGAUUGAAAUGCAUGGAAAGGAAUGCGACUACGACUCCCUGUCUAUCACCGUGGACGGGACGCGCGACUACGGGCCUUACUGUGACGCCAACAAGCCCCCAGACCAGCGCCUGGUGGGGACCCUCUUCGAGAUCACCUUUGUCUCUGAUGACACUGUCGGCAAGGAAGGGUUCUUGUUGCUUUACUCCACCACCAAGACUCCUCAUGAAACCAUGGAGAACAGAGCAGGCUGUACGUCCGAGAUCUUGACGGCUGGUUCUGGCGUCAUCACCACACCCAACUAUCCCCUGAAGUACCCCGUGAAGACCAACUGCACCUGGACCAUCCAAGCUGAGCCAGACAAGGUUGCCUUCAUCCAGAUUGAGACGUUCGACAUGGAGAAGUCCGACAACUGUUCCUACGACCACAUGACCAUCACGGUGGACGGAAACCGGACCAUGGGACCCUACUGCAACCAAAUCCCGCCUCCCUUACAAUCGCGGAUGAACGGAUCCAAGUUCGAGAUAUACUUCAGGUCGGAUGACUCCAUUGUCGGCAUCGGCUUUCUCCUGGCGUACAACAGCUACCCUAUCGAGGAAGAAGAACUGACCACUUCGGAUCCGGGAGUAGCCGACAACAAGACGGACUCACCUACUGAGUGGGUGUACACCGAGGCCGCCGAUACCACCCAGGCCAGUCCCUCUCACACCCCACCCACCACCAGCCAGCCCAUCAUCAUUGAUACAUUCUCUGACAAUGUGUCUGUGUCUGCAAUAGACAACCAAACUGUGCUGACAUCUCCUGUCGCCACUGUUGACACAACGGAUGGCAACGUCAGUACCUCGAACAACGGUGUGCAAGAUAAGAGGAGAGAGAGAGAGACCUUGAUCACAAGGAGUAAGGGGAUGGACUGA
Messenger RNA from Branchiostoma floridae (Florida lancelet), 1178 nucleotides. RefSeq names its product procollagen C-endopeptidase enhancer 1-like. The transcript has 10 exons. The record is from RefSeq and is a predicted model, not a curated record. NCBI's taxonomy places the organism in Eukaryota, Metazoa, Chordata, Leptocardii, Amphioxiformes, Branchiostomatidae. The coding region runs from base 36 to 1178 and encodes 380 amino acids. Gene Ontology annotation, molecular function: serine-type endopeptidase activity.